Molecule: messenger RNA, 7079 nt
Organism: Falco peregrinus (peregrine falcon)
Lineage: Eukaryota; Metazoa; Chordata; Aves; Falconiformes; Falconidae
Gene: MBNL1
Product: muscleblind like splicing regulator 1
Exons: 10
Coding region: 2533-3714 (393 amino acids)
Molecular function (GO): metal ion binding
Source: RefSeq, a predicted model, not a curated record
CCUCCAACCAGCCCACAGGGCAGAAGUUUGACAGCGGUUGCAGAAGGGAGCCCUGCUGCUGCUGUGACUUCUCUUUUCCCGGCAGGCAGGGCUGUGCUGCUGCCCCCACUGCUGCCAGGAGAGGCCAUUGCCCAGCACCGGUCCUGCCUGUCCCUGCCGGCUUCUGCCUGCCCACCCCACCUCAGGUGGCAGGGAUGCCAGUGUACGUGAUCAGGUCUGGAGAAAACCCCUUGCACUGAAGGGCAGGUCUUGCAGCAGCCUCAGUGAGGAAACCGUGCAGAUGAAGACUGCUCCUGCCCCUGUCCCCGGUGCAGCCACCUUUGCUGCCAGUGCUGGGCACUGCUCGGCCAGCACACCAGGCCUGGGGUUGCUGUGGUGUGCCAUGAGAUGUGCUGCGCGGCUCUUGUAAAGCUGUUCAGUUCACUCAUACAGCAUCCUGUAGGGUGAGAUGGUGGACUUCCGUGCCUUGACACCAGCUUUCUGACAGCAUCAUGACAGUAGACACUAGUAAAGGAGUGGAAAGAAACGAGAUCCUGCCCGUAACUACUGCUGCCGUUGACUGCAGCAUCCCUUUGCAGUGGUUUCUGGGGUACUUCUAGCUGCAGGCUGCACCUCCAGCAUGCCCUGGAAGCAGGAGCAGUUAAGGGAGGCAGCUGCUGAGAAGGAGGCUGCUUUGCAGGCUUGGGUCCUGUGCGCCGCAGCCUGCAGGCACCCAGCCCUCUCGCUCUGCCUGCGGAAAGCAGCUUUGGCAAGCGGAGAGGAAGGCGGGCAGCACUCCUGUGCAGCCAUGCCUGGGCUGCUGCUUGCCAGCUGCCACCCACAUGCCCCCCAUGCCCUGGGCAAUAGCCCCUGCACCCUGCGCAAUGCCCCCCAUGGGCAGCUGGCCCCUGCCGAGGUGCUGCGCCCGGGGCUGGGAGCCACUCUGCAGUGUCAUGCAGGGCUGGCACUGAAGCCAGGGGUGAUGGCAUUUCCCUCCCUGGGCUGAGCAAGGGGCCUUGCUAGCAAGCGCUGCAGCGUGCAGCAGGCUCUGGCUCUGCAGGGCUUGGUGGAAGGGCUGUUGCUGGCGCAGGAAGCCUGGAGAUGGCAGGGUCUGUGGCAGGAGUGACAGAAACGGGUCUAAAUGUCUCUGCUCGGCAAGGCCAGCAGCGUGCCAGCCGGGCAGCUGUUAUCUGCAGCUCACAGCAGGAAGGGAGCCCCCGGGCACCGCCCCAGCCAUCGCUCAGGUCCCAGGGACUGAGGGCGAUGGUUCUGCCCCGGGCAGCCUGAGCCCGUCCCCCCCGCCAGAUGCUCAUGGGCAGAUUAACGGGUCGCAGCGGAGACGUCUGCAACUGGUGCAUUUCAAAGUGCGCAUUUGUGCUGGGACGUGAGCUUCCCCGGCGGCGAGCCACGCUGCAACUUGAGAUGCGGCUGCAAUGCAAAAGCACUUCCCCUUGCAUCUCUUUUUUUAAUAGCUGAAAGUAAUUUUUGCUUCUUUAAGAAAAUAUACAUGCAAAACCACAGCCCGUUGCCAUGGUUACUACCGUAUGCUACUGUGAAUAGCUAAUUUCACAUCCUUAGACCUAUAGGCAUUGGAACACGUACUUCUUCUGGCCUUUCGCUGUUUCCCCCCUUGCUAGGCCACCGUCCCGCGGUUGCAAGGAAAGCAUGUUGUAAUUCGCCCUGCGACGCCGGAGGCGGUGGCUGCACUGCCACAGCCUGCAGCACGCUCCAUCGUGCCCGCGCGGGAGGCCCCAGGUUGGUACUAAGAAGUGCCUUUCCUGACGUCUCUGCUGCUUGGGACCGCUUCUAGAGCAGCCGCUGCUUUUUGCCUUGCUUGCUGCCAGCUAGACUGCGACGACAGCGCAUCCGCCAGGCACCCCCCUGCCGCCCGCGCCGAGGGGCCGGCGCGCUCGGGCCCUGCCCUAGCCUGCUUUACUGUAAAAAUAAAAGUUUGCUGCGAAGGUCAGAUAUCUUCUGCCCGAAAACCAAGGAGAGGAGGAAAAAAACCAACCCACAAACAAAAAACAAACAAAAAAACCCAACCCCAAACCACCCUAUCUUGAUCGUUGCUCUAAACUGCUGCAUCUGUCUAUGCCAAACUAAUCGAUACCGAUUGCACCACAAAACCCCCCGCUGCAAAUUCAGCUGCGUGGAGAUCACCUUCCAGACAACUUUACCUGAAAGUAGCUUGGAAAUCCUGUGUUGGAGGGUCUGCCAUAUUUCCAAGCUUGCACCGUGGGCUCCGGCCAGCACUCGGGAUGGGUAACUGAGCGCACCAGCCUAGCCCCGGGCUGCACAUUUUAACGUUCAACUUGCCGGUAACCCUGGCGUUUCUCUAAGUGCAAGACCUCUGACAGUGUCACGCUGUGAACUCGUGGUGGCACAGCUUUUCCUUGAGAAAAGCCACCCAAUUUUACACGUACUUUUAAAAUAGGGAGUGGGGGGGAAGAAAAAAAAUUCUGGAGGUGGCGCUUUCAUCAUUUCCAGUUUUAUCAGUUCAGCUACUCGUUUGUCCAUUUUAUUGGAAAUUUUAACUACCUGUAAAAUCUAAAGAUGGCUGUUAGUGUCACGCCGAUUCGGGACACAAAAUGGCUAACGCUGGAAGUGUGUAGGGAGUUCCAAAGGGGGACUUGCUCACGACCAGACACGGAAUGUAAAUUUGCACAUCCAUCGAAAAGCUGCCAAGUUGAAAACGGACGCGUAAUCGCCUGCUUUGAUUCAUUGAAAGGUCGAUGUUCGAGGGAAAACUGCAAGUAUCUUCACCCACCACCACACUUAAAAACACAGCUGGAGAUAAAUGGACGCAAUAACCUGAUUCAGCAGAAGAAUAUGGCCAUGCUGGCCCAGCAGAUGCAGCUUGCCAAUGCCAUGAUGCCUGGUGCCCCGUUGCAGCCUGUGCCGAUGUUUUCCGUUGCACCGAGCUUAGCCACCAAUGCAUCAGCCGCCUUCAACCCCUACCUGGGGCCUGUCUCCCCAGGCCUGGUCCCAGCAGAGAUCCUGCCCACCGCCCCGAUGCUGGUGACAGGGAACCCCGGUGUACCGGUUCCUGCCGCUGCUGCCGCUGCUGCCCAAAAACUAAUGAGGACGGACAGGCUGGAGGUAUGUCGAGAGUACCAGCGUGGCAACUGCAACAGGGGAGAGAAUGACUGCCGGUUCGCUCACCCUGCCGACAGCGCAAUGAUUGACACCAAUGACAACACAGUCACCGUCUGCAUGGAUUACAUCAAAGGGAGAUGCUCACGGGAAAAGUGCAAAUAUUUUCACCCUCCUGCACACCUGCAAGCCAAGAUCAAGGCUGCCCAGUACCAGGUUAACCAAGCUGCAGCUGCUCAGGCAGCAGCGACUGCAGCUGCCAUGACUCAGUCGGCUGUCAAAUCACUGAAGCGACCCCUCGAGGCAACCUUUGACCUGGGAAUUCCUCAAGCUGUACUUCCCCCAUUACCAAAGAGGCCUGCGCUUGAAAAAACCAAUGGUGCCACCGCAGUCUUUAACACUGGUAUUUUCCAGUACCAGCAAGCUCUUGCCAACAUGCAGUUACAGCAGCAUACAGCCUUUCUCCCACCAGGCUCAAUAUUGUGCAUGACACCCGCUACAAGUGUUGUUCCCAUGGUGCACGGUGCUACGCCAGCCACUGUGUCUGCAGCAACAACAUCUGCCACAAGUGUUCCCUUCGCUGCAACAGCCACAGCCAACCAGAUCAUAACUAAAGAGAAAAGGACAGUGUGUUUGGGUUGAGAAGAGGACAAGCUCAUUAGCCAUAAUGUAUAUAAUAUAUACCGUCAAGCAGCACCUGGAAACUCCCUCAGCAGUAAGACAUCCCACACCUUGCAUGUUAAUGAGAUGAAAUGAGAACUCAGAAAUCCACUGCACACUGUUGCCUAUAUACUUUGUACAUUUAAUUGAUAUUUGUGCUGAGGUGAUCUUAUUGUCUAAAAACUACAACAUUGUCUAUCUUUUCUAGUACAGAAGUAUGCAUAUGGUUUAAAUAUGCAUAUGUAGUCUAUUUCCUACAUAAUCAUGUAUGUCACCUUGAAAAGACAGACGAUGAUGUAACCAUAAAUCUAUUAUGUAUUGGUACGUCUGUAGACCAAGAUAUAAUUUUUUAAAGUAAGUUUAUUUCUUUCAAGGUUUACAAAUAAAAAAGGUGCACCUUGUAUUUAAAAUUGCCAUUAUAGAUGAGAGCGUGCAUGCACAGUAAUUUUUGUUUAAGAGUAAUAUUUUUAAUGUAAUAGAUUGUAAGAAGUGGUAAGAGAGGUAUCUGACAGAGAUGAAUGUGCCAAGCAAAACCACAACUGUGUAUAUUUUAAAGCACAUCAAUGGCUUUAAGUACCAUGUUGUUAAGGAUUCUCAUGAAGUGCCAUAGACUGUACAUCCAAUUAGAGUAUUAUUUCUGCAGUGUUAUUUUCAGAACCACGUUUUCACUCGCUUUGUUAGUACUAACCAGUCAAAGGGCACCAUUCUGUUUCAAACCAAAGCUGUCUCAGAAAUGGCCAACUAUUCCUUACAGUAACAGUAGACAGCACAAGAAAGAUACUCUAGCCGUACAAAUUAACCCAUACUGGACAUAUAUAUAAACUAUUUUAAGGCAUUGUAGUGUAAUAUUUAUGCAUAUUUUACUGUAUAACAUGAUAUAUGAAAGGGAAAAGCCAUUUCUGAGACACAAAAACAAAUGUUUGAGGAACUUCUUUUGCUUCUAUUUAUAGCCUCUGUCAAAAGUCAAAAGGACUAUAAAUGUUUUGCAGAGAUGGGUUUCACUUUUACUUCAUCAAAGUCACGCUUUACAUGGUGACUCUAAAGAAAGACGAAAGAAGCACUGACAUCAGAUGCAUGACAAACCAAAAUAUGAAAAAAUGGAGAUGUUAAUUAGCGUAGGAAUCGGGUGGGUUAAAUACUUGGGUGAGUUUUAUAUGUGAUUUUUUUUUGUUCAGAUUAACUGCUUAUAGCCUUAGAAAGCCUUUACAAAAUAAAAACAAAAAAAAAAUAGAUGUGCAUUCAAGUUUUAAGAAUGGAUUUAUCCAAAGGAAUUCCUUUUUGUGGUUUGGAUGUUGCAGCUGGUAAAGGAUAUUUUUUGCUAUGUUCAGCAAAGUGCUGAAGUGGGGGCCAGGUCACUGGUAGCGUAGCGUGGAGUGGAAGAAGCGCGGGUUCGGUUGUAGAACUCUCCAUACUUCCAAGUUUACUGCGAGUUUUUAUGCUUGAGAGAGAUGCUUUAUAGUAUAAGAAUGAUGUGUUGAUUUUACUGAUUGUACUGUACAUCUAUUAAAGCCUUAGAUUAUUACAUUACGGGUUAAAACCCAUACCAAUGUAAUUUCAGUCGUGUUAAGAAAGUAUAGGUGACUUCACAUGUUAUUGUAGUUACUUAACAUUAUAGAGUAUUACUUAUUUUUUCCUUGUUAAAAGUGUAGUUAUUUCUUACAUUUAUUAGAUUGUUUUCAUUUUCUAUUACCAGUUGAAUACCAUUUCAGUUUAUAGAAUUCUGUUUUAUUAGAGUUUACUGAUGACUUUUUCAAAAUACAAAAAAAAAGUAGUUUUCUUCAUAACAUACUCAGUUUUGAAUUUACAUGUAGUGUCAUAUGAGUAUUCGUAUUAUUGUUAACUAAAUGAUUUAUAUUUUACUGAUUUAAUAUUACAAUGUAAGAAUGUCAGUCAUUGUUAGUUCUUGUCUAGUUUUCAUUAAAAGAACAAAGAUCUUUUAUAUGGAUAUCUUAUAAUUAUAUAAUCAUUGCUAAGUAAGAAGUUAAGUUGUUGCUAUCGCAACAAUCCUGGCAGACAAUUGAGUAAUAUUUUGAUGAUUUAUUUUGUUUGUAAUUAGUUAUUAUGAGAAAAAUCUAGUUCCUAGAUAUUAGAAUAAAAUUUAUUUUCUACUGUAUCCAUUUCAAAUGUUAAAAUAUUGUUUAAAUAUUUUUUGAAAUCCCUGAAUAUCAGGCCUUGUUAUAAAUAAGCUGCAUAAUCAAUAGAUCAAGGGACUUUUUGUUGAUAAUCCAAAUACUCAAAGUUUACGUAACAAGAAUUAUAGUGUGUGUGUGCAAACUCUUGAGGGUUGAUUAUGCUGCAGUUUAGCAUGUGGGAACGUAUAGAGAGAAGGUUGACUUUUUGCACUUCUGUAUAUAGUCAAAAAAAGAGAGAAACCUGUAUAAUAGUAAGAUCUUAUUUUGAAUAAAAAUGUCUAUAAUUACAAGGAGUUUUGUUAAGGCUAAUAAAAUGACAGGCUGAACAAAAUUGCUUGCAAAAGUGGCACAGAGUUAGCACUCCAUACCCCUUCAAAAAAGUUGCUUUGCUUUAUGUGGACAGCUUGUAGUUUGCCAGGAUUUUUUCAGCUGGAAAGAUAUGCCAUCCUUCCAAGAUCUCAUGACUGACAAAAGCUCCACUGGUUCAAAUCUGCCUGAAAAUCAUUAAUAAAAAAAAGAUAAAAAAAAGGUAAAAAAAAAAGUAAAAAAAGCAGGUACUUCAGACCAUCAAGGUGAAAUCAUGGAUCAAAUAUUCCGUACAUUAUUCAAAAACUACUGCAUGUUUAAAGUAUCAAAAAAUAUAUUAAAGAUAUAUGCUAUUCAAACCAGUUUCUGACAAUUUCAGUGGUUUAUUGUUCACAAAAAAGAUUCUUCAAAACAAAUACUGACUUUCACAAAAGAGUUAAAUCAUGAACAGGCAAACCAAACAGCACACCGUAGCUGUAGUUGUUAUGUGAUUAUUUUUUAUUGCUGUAGUGGUCCUGUUCUUUUAGCAGGUGAAAAAAACCCAAACCCUGGGAAAUUUUGCCGUUUUAAUGGAAAGCGUUCAAGAAACGUUGUUGUUAAAUAUGCCAAAGCUGGAAAGAAGCGAUUAGACCAUUACUGUAUCUGAUCUCUCCAGUAUUCACACUGAAUAAUUAAUGAAGUUGCACUUAUUUGCAACCCCGUAACUUUCAUCUGCUGAAAGGACAGAUGUGCUUGGUUUUACUAUUAUGUAAUCACAGACUUACUUUUUGCUUGUAGUUGCUCCAAAUUAUGUACUCUGUCCUGGGCUGCAAUUUGUUUUUAUGCUUAUUUUAUUAUUACUGCUAUAGUUGACCUUGCUGUAUGGAAAAAAUAAAGUGAAAUUGCCCUAAUAAAAGUUCUCUUUCUUAA